Conger conger (European conger) is the source of this 2765-nucleotide messenger RNA. RefSeq names its product La ribonucleoprotein 7, transcriptional regulator (gene larp7). The transcript is spliced from 13 exons. The record is from RefSeq and is a predicted model, not a curated record. The coding region runs from base 337 to 2073 and encodes 578 amino acids. Lineage: Eukaryota; Metazoa; Chordata; Actinopteri; Anguilliformes; Congridae. Gene Ontology annotation, biological process: RNA processing. Gene Ontology annotation, molecular function: mRNA binding. Gene Ontology annotation, cellular component: nucleus.
AGCGACAAAGGACAAGCGUCCAAGGAAUAUUCCUGCACGCGAAAAGUGCAAUUUUGAUUGUUUGUAGUCUUAUUUCUUGUACUUUCAAUAAGAAAAGGGAACGUUUUUUGUUUUUGUUUGAAUUAAGUAGCUCGGCUAUAUUUGACGUUAGAAGGAAGAGGUUUUUAUUUUGGAAAAGCCCCUACGACGUGAAGAAAACGAAUCUCUGGAGUUUUCUAUAAAAUAAGUUAAGCCCAAUGUGGCUUGAUACACGGUUCUGGUUCUCUAUGAAUCUAGUCAAAUAGCUGGCAGGCCUGUCGGUGUGUCCGUUUUUCCUUCAAGUAACAAGGUGUGAACAUGAUUAACUCCGAGAAAAAACCGGCGGGAGGUGAUGCUUCUGCGAAGGAGGCCAGCGAAAAGAAGAAGGAGAGCGAGAAGAAGAAGAGGUCACGGGUGAAACAGCUGCUGGCAGAUGUGAAGAAGCAGGUGGAAUUCUGGUUUGGGGAUGUCAACCUCCACAAGGACAGGUUCCUGAAACAGCUUGUUGACCAGUCAAGGGAUGGAUAUGUAGAUAUUUCUGUGUUAACCACCUUCAAUCGAAUGAAAAAGAUGACCACUGAUGUCAAGUUGAUUGCAAGGGCCCUUAAAAAUUCAUCUGUAGUUGAGGUGAACCUAGAUGGAACAAAAAUAAGACGGCAGCAUCCAAUAGGAGAGGAGCCAAGAAAUGUGGAUGAGCGCACAGUCUAUGUGGAACUGCUGCCCAAGAAUGUGGCUCACAGUUGGAUAGAGCGGGUGUUCGGCAAGUAUGGGACUGUAGUUUACAUCAGUGUCCCACGGUACAAGUCCACUGGACAGCCCAAGGGCUUCGCGUUCAUUGAGUUUGAGACCGAAGAACAAGCACAGAAAGCUGCAGAGAUGCUGAAUAACCCUCCCGAGGAUGCACCCAGGAAGCCAGGCAUCUUCCCCAAAACCAAGAAGAACAAGCCUGUCCCCCUCCCGGGCCCGGAGGACACCCCUCACGAAGAGAAGAAGAAGAAGAAGAGGAAGAAGUCGCGUGGGGCUCGGAAGGAGAGCGUCACUCAGCCGGCGUCUGAGACCAAAGAGCGGGAAGUCGCCGCGGAGUCGGAGCCCUCCGACAGGAAGAGGAAACGCGCGGCGGAGGGCUCGGAGUCCGAGGGCCAGGACGCGCCGAAGGACCCGGCCAAGCGCGAGAAGAAGAGGCGAAGGUCUCGGAGCGUAGAGGGCUCCGGGGCGGACGCUCAGGCCGAGACGCCCUCCAAGAUCAGGAAGAUGAGCGAGGUGGAGGAGGUCCCAAAGGAAAGAGAGGAGGCUGAAAGUCAGGUGAAAGAAAGUUCUGCUGAGGGUGAGAAGGAGAAAGAGGAUGAUGACGAGGAUGGGAAGAAAGAGGACUCUCUGUUGAAAGCCAAGAGGAAGAGAAAGAAGAAGCACAAGGAACGACUCAAGAACGGCGAAGAGGUCAUUCCCCUCCGUGUCCUCUCCAAGAAAGACUGGCUGGACUUGAAGCGGGAGUACGUGACACUGCAGAAACGUAGCAUGGCCACUCUCAAGAAGUCCAUGGUCAGCCAGAAGGGAAACGGGGAAAUGGAGCUUGGCUCUGCCAUGGAGAGCCAACAGGCUGUCGACAUGGGCAAUAAACAGGAAAAAGAGUGUGAAAAAGAGGCGUCCCUCGGCCCCCAGUUUGAGAGUGGAGUCAUUGUGAAGGUCAUGCAGAGCCAACCACUGCCAGGAAGGAAGUGCAUCAAGGAUGCCCUGUCGGAGGUUUCUGCUGUCGUGUACGUUGACAUUCUGGAGGGGGACGCGGAGGGGCAUGUCCGUUUCAAAACCCCCGAAGAUGCCAAGGCAGUGAUCACAGCUCGCUCAGAAAUCCAGAGGAAGCACAACUGGAAACUGGAGAUCCUCUCUGGUGAUAAUGAGCAAAGAUACUGGCAGAAGAUUUUGGUGGACCGGCAGGCUAAACUUAAUCGUCCUAGGGACAAAAAAAGAGGCACGGAAAAGCUCAUUGCGAAGGCAGAGAAAAUAAUCACAGCCCGAGCUAAGGAGGCCAGCAAGCACAUCCGCUUCCUGGAAGACUGAACUGCCUGAACGUCGUCGUCAUCUCCAGCUGGUGACUCCCGCACCUGUGGGCAGUGCAGUUUGUCCCCAGCCUCAUUCGUUUCUGUUUUUCUGUUUUAUUUCUGUUUUAUGACAAUCUCGUACAAUGUGACUGGGGCCUAGUGUGGCGUGGUUUCGUGGAUAUGUUUGCUUUUAAGUUGACAUGACUCGUCUUGAGUCGGGUGUAUUUUUAUUUUGCCCUUUGUGAAGCGAGUGAUGCAGAUCCGUUAUGUGCCGUUUGCUUUGUUUCCAGUUUAGUAUUAAACAGUCGUACAGGUGUGAUCUGCAGGAUGUUAUUAUAUAUUGAUAGAAUCUAAUUUUGUACAUUGGUGCAACGGGUACACCAUGGUCGGAAAAUUGUAACCAGUAUAUUACGGUCAGAUUGUACCUUAAAGUAUUUUGUGAAAUGAUGCACACUAAUUCACAUUGGACAGGAUUCAGCUGAAUUCAGGUUUUUAUGAGUUGAGUUUUAUUGAACCACUUGUGUUUCAUUUGAAUUUUUUCUCCAUUUCUGAUUUAAAUCUUGGGAAAAGAAGACAAGAUCAACAAAAUGUAUGAAGACGUGUGUAUAUAAUGUAAAUAUGGUAACUUUUUUUAUUACUGUUAUUUUUCUGGCCCCUUUUACAGAGUACAUGAAUUCCAUUAUUUUUCGAUUAAUAAAAAGUUGUACUGAG